CGGUGCGCACACAGCUCACAUACCUAUUAAUUUUUGGUAACAGCUGGUGAAUGCUGUAGCGUGUACAGUGUAUGUACUUAAAAGUUCGCAACUGAUCAGCGCAGCAUUCCGUUCUCAACCCGUUUUAAAGUGGGUGGAUCCAUCGUGCCGGUAAAAUGCUGAUCCUAACGAAAGGGCAGCUGACCGACAUCCUUCCCACACUGGAAGGGGAUUUCCCGCGCAGUCUAUCGAUUUACCACAUGGUACGCAACACCGUCCGCGGCAAAUUCGCCUGGCCCGGAAUGGAAUUCGUGGUGGACGCUUUUCCCGAUUUUUCCGUAUGCAUCUGUCGACCGAGGGACGACCGGAAAGACUACGUACCGCUGAUAAACAUUUACGAUGUGCUGAUCUACUCCAAAGACGCAAAUGUUCUGAGGAAAAUACUGUUUGAAUGCCCAAACACGCUGGACUGGACCAACGAGAUCCUUUUCGAAGAUAUUAUGGAACCUGAGUAUCUCGUACUCUUAGAAGACGGCCAAGGUUUCCGUGGUGGCAGCUUUGACCAUCUCGUCGUCCGCGACGGAUUCCCGCCGGGAAAAGUAGCCUACUCUUUUGACUUGCCAAAUCUCAAUUUGGAGUGCUCCGUCCCACCCGGUUUUCGCCUGGGAAGUUUGGGCGUAGAACACGUAGCCCAAAUCGCCCGCGAACGUAGUCUCGGUAACCCAGAGAAUACCGAGAAGCACCUGCGCUACUUAAUUGAACACGGCUUCCUCACCGCGGCGCUGUUCGUCGACGGACAAAAUGAGCCUAUAGCGCACUGCGUGUACCGGCCGGAAGGUGCCCUGGGAGCGGGAUACGUUGAUCCGGCGUACCGAAAACGCGGCUUCUACCAGUUGGUGCUGAAAGCGCUGCUGCGGACACUGCGAGACAUGGGCGAGAUCAAUGUGUGGGUGAAUACGAUGCGGUUUAACACUACCUCGCAGCAGAGUAUGGCGGCCGUGGGCGGGAAAGAGUUUAAGGGUCACCCCAUGCACGUUAUUAUCUACACGCCGGCCAAUAGUUGAACUCCAUCGUGGUUAAGGAUUUUAUACUGUAUGUUUUCCAAGGAUCAUUGUGAUUUAUUAGACAACACGAUCACCCGAAUAACACAACAAGCAGGCGGGUCACAUUAUGUGACCCGGGCAAAUGUGUAACCUUUAACAUAACAACAACAGAUACGUUCUAACUUCUAAGAGAGCGUCCCGAUUACAUCGGUAAUUUGGUAGUGCUGCUCUGUUGAAAACAGCUUAAAUUGCUUUACCAUUAGAGGCUCAGCCCAAACUAUUGUAAUUUAGACACAUGUUCCUGCUACGCUUCGGUCAUGCCGUGCCCGAAAAAAGCGAGUGCUCUUUCCUAGUGAAAUAUGGUAGUUAAACCUUUAAUAAGUAUCAUGGUACGAGUACAAACUAUGCACCAGAACAAAACGGCAUUUACAAAAGAAACACUUCCUCUAUGCUUUCCUAAUCGGGGAUGGUACCCAUUACACAAAUCGCGUUUCCCCGUUGUAUUUGCAUAGAUAUUGUUACGGCCGUGGUGUUGACAAGUGGACGGCGGCUAUCGUGGCUUUGAUUAAUUGUCCAUGUGCAUGGUUUGCAUCCUCAUUAAUACGAGUAUUAUUAUGACCAUAUCUGUGUGAAGAUAUUUAUGGCCAUAUGUGUGUGAAGACAUUUAUGUC
This is a messenger RNA of Paramacrobiotus metropolitanus, 1693 nucleotides long. RefSeq lists its product as uncharacterized. Gene Ontology annotation, molecular function: glycine N-acyltransferase activity. The transcript has 4 exons. Gene Ontology annotation, cellular component: mitochondrion. The record is from RefSeq and is a predicted model, not a curated record. Bases 156 to 1043 code for a protein of 295 amino acids. Lineage: Eukaryota; Metazoa; Tardigrada; Eutardigrada; Parachela; Macrobiotidae.